AUGUCCUUCGUCCGCCGCUCGCGUACUUACCUUGCUCAAUUCUGGCCGCAAUGUUGGGCUUUUUCUCAGGCUUCGCAUCUCUCAUCGGAGUCGAGUAAUUUUGCUUCUUCGCAUCUACCUUGGGCUCGGCUGAAACGCAGAAAUGCGAUUCCAAAUGAUUACUACUCUUGCGCACUGGUCACUCAGGCAUUUGAGGGCGAAAGUGGACUGACUGUGCCAGAAGUCAAACCAGUCGACCGAUCCAAGUGGUUCGUGGCGCUCAUUGAAGAUAAGUCUCACGCAUUCUUUCUAACCAACAUGGCCAAGACAACAUUUUGA
This is a messenger RNA of Laccaria bicolor S238N-H82, 318 nucleotides long. RefSeq lists its product as uncharacterized. The record is from RefSeq and is a predicted model, not a curated record. NCBI's taxonomy places the organism in Eukaryota, Fungi, Basidiomycota, Agaricomycetes, Agaricales, Hydnangiaceae. The coding region runs from base 1 to 318 and encodes 105 amino acids. The transcript is spliced from 4 exons.